GGCUUCUUUGGGCGGCGCACCAAGAGGGGCGGAGAGGUGCAACCAGCUCCCUCGUCCCCGCCCACCAGCUCCACUUCCGGCGCGGCACCAUGGCGGCCGAGGUGUCGGAUCCCCUGGAGGAGGAGCUGAGCUGCCAGGUGUGCCUGGAGAUUUACACCGAGCCGGUGAUCCUGAGCUGUAAGCACAGCUUCUGCCGGGGCUGCCUGGAGGCGGUGUGGAGGGAGGCGGAGGGUUACUCGUGCCCGCAGUGCCGGGCGGCCUGGGCGGACAGGCCCCGCCUGGAGAAGAACUUCCAACUGGCCAACAUCGUGGCCGGUUACCUGGCCCUGGAGCCCCGCCACGGCGUCGUGCCCUGCACCUACUGCACCAAGAAGAGGCGCUCGGCCCUCAAGAGCUGCCUGCAGUGUGAGGUGUCCAUGUGCUCCCUGCACCUCCGGCUGCACCAGGACAACGCGGUGCUGAAGGGCCACCCCCUGACCGAGCCGACCGCCGACAUGGCGAUGGCCAAGUGCGCACAACACCAAAAGCUGCUGGAGAUCUACUGCAAGGACGAUGCUGCCUGUGUCUGCAGCCUCUGCGCUUUAAUAGGAAGCCACAAGGGCCACGACUUAAUCAGCGUCAGUGAAGCAGCAAAGGAGCUGAGGAAUAAUUUGGGAGAUCAACAGGAGGAACUCAAGCAAAAAGUUAAAGUUUCCCAAGCUGCUCUUGAAGAUGUUAAGAAAGAGAAGGAAAAUGUUUUGGCAGCAAUAAAGGAGAAGGAAAUAAAUGUUGAGGAGAAAUACGAAGCUCUCAGGAGGCAGAUUGAUGAUGAAGAGAGGAAAGCUUUCGAAGAGCUAGACAGGGAGAAGAUCCAAGUAACAGCAGAGAUCGAUGCAAGGAUCCUCGACGUCCAGAAUGCAGCCAAAGAAUUUGACAAGUCUCUAAUGGAUCUGAACAAUCUGUCAGAAAAGUACGAUGACAUCCCAUUUAUACAGGAAUUUAACUCCAUCACUGCCCGCUUGAAGGAUAUCUCGCUGCCACUCGAGUCGUUGCCUUAUUCUUUGAAUAGCGUGCAAGUGAAAGACCAUAUAAAAUGUUCAGUUGAGGGAAGUGAGGAGCAGAGGAGCAGACAGAUAAUGGUCAAACUCUAUGGCCAAUCACCAACUCUCGAUCCAGAUACAGCAAACCCAUACCUCGUUCUGACAGACAACAAUAGAACAGUGUCAGCAUCGAAUUACAUCCAGGUGUUUCCGAAAAGUACACAAAUCUUUGACCGGUGGCCCCAGAUCCUUGGUGCUAAGGGUGUGAGUUAUGGCCAGUCUUACUGGGAGAUCCAGGUGAAGGAUGGCGACGGGGCCUGGAGCAUUGGAGUGUGCUACAAGAGUAUCAACAGGAAAGGAGAGGGUAAUGACUGUCUGCUGGGGUUUAAUGAUAAAUCAUGGUGCAUCCACUCUGGGCCGGAUGCCUUAUCAGGUCUACACAACGGCAGGAGAAUUGCCGUGAAGGCAGAGAAACCCUCCACAGUUGGAGUGUAUAUCAAUUUUGAAGGUGGGAUAAUCUCCUUCUACAGUGUGCCAGGGAGUGAACUCACCUUGUUGCACACCUUCAAUGGAAGAUUCACUGAGCCCCUCUACCCAGCCCUGCGGGUCCGAAUGGGAGUGACCCUGUCCCUGUCUGUCCUGAAGUGAUUGUUAAAACUCUGAUAUACACUGCAUUCCACCAUUGUGUUCGGUUUCUCUGUCAAAAUUGCCUUCGUCACAAAAAUUUGAACCUACAAUAUUGCAAAAAGUUGGUUUUCCUCACGCUGUUCCUAUUGACGAUGUAAUCAAUCCUUCAGCCCAGGCAUGUCCAAAUCCGGUUUGGUUCUAGUGGUUUACGUGCUAUUUAACUAAACUUCAAUCCUCCUAAAAGGGCCAGUCAGGCAUAAUCUGUAUCUGCUAGAAACAGUCUGGCUUCAAAUCAGGAUGCAUGUAUUUAUUUAAUAUCUUCAUGUGUAAUUUAAUGUUGGUGAAUAUGUUCCUGAAUUUGAAGUGAAUGGAUUGGUGAAAAUCGAACUCCUAUAGGAGAGAAAGAAAUAAGAUCUGGAAAUAAAGAUUAGUUGCAAAAAAAAAA
Messenger RNA from Chiloscyllium plagiosum (whitespotted bambooshark), 2091 nucleotides. Its product is annotated as E3 ubiquitin/ISG15 ligase TRIM25-like. Gene Ontology annotation, molecular function: zinc ion binding; protein binding. The record is from RefSeq and is a predicted model, not a curated record. NCBI's taxonomy places the organism in Eukaryota, Metazoa, Chordata, Chondrichthyes, Orectolobiformes, Hemiscylliidae.